AUGGCGGCGCAGGUCGAACCCCUGCCGCAGCUCAAACUCGCCGCGGGCCCCUCGCCCAUCACGGCCGAGCAGCGCUACUGGCGUACCUUUAAGAACCAGCUGCUGCUGCCCUCGCCGACGAACUACCCGGUGACACACAUUUCCUGCGGCAGCGGCGGCGACACCUUUGCCGUGACCACCGGCACGCGCGUGCAAAUCUACUCUACGCGCACGCGUAAGCUGCUCAAAACCAUUACACGCUUCGGCGACGUGGCGCGCAGCGGCGACAUUCGGCGCGACGGCAAGGUGCUGGUUGCGGGCGACGACACGGGCAAGGUGCAAGUCUUUGACGUCAACUCGCGCGCAAUUCUGCGGACGUGGACACAGCACAAGCAACCGGUGUGGGCGACGCACUGGUCGCCGACGGAGAUGACGGCGCUGCUGAGCGCGAGCGAUGACAAGACGGUCCGGCUAUGGGACUUGCCGAGCGCGGAGCCGGUGGCCACGUUUGCGGGCCACGCGGAUUAUGUGCGGUGCGCGCGAUUCCUGCCGGGGACGACGGCCAAGAUGAUGAUUUCGGGCAGCUACGAUGCGACGGUCAAGCUGUGGGAUCCGCGUGUGGGCAGCGGCGUGGCGGCCAUGACAUUCAAGCACGCGGCGCCCGUCGAGGAUGUGCUCUCACUGCCGGGUGGCACGACGGUGCUGGCUGCCGCGGACAGCUGCGUCAGCGUGCUAGAUCUCGUCGCCGCGCGGCCGCUGCGGCUCAUCUCCAACCACCAAAAGACGGUCACCUCGCUGAGUCUCGCCUCGGACGGGCGGCGCGUCGUCACGGGCGGCCUUGAAGGCCACGUCAAGGUCUUCGAGACGACCGGCUGGAACGUCGUCAACAGCGUCAAGUAUUCGUCCCCCAUCCUCGCCGUCCAGGUUAUCCCCUCUCCCACCAGCGACAGCGAUUCCGCACCGGCGACGGACCGCCACCUCGCCGUCGGCAUGCAGUCCGGCGUGCUCUCCCUGCGGACCCGUCUCACUGGCCCCGAAGCGCACCGCGAGAGGGAACGCGAGCGUGAAAUGGAAGCCCUCGUUGCCGGCCGCGGCGACGCCCUUGACGCCAAGAAACAAAAGCGCAAGCGCCGCGCCGCGGCACAGCACCGCCUUGACCUCGUCGGCGAGGGCGCCGACGUCGUCAUUGCUGCCCACGACCCCUCGCGCGGCGGCAGCAACAGCCGCAAAAAGGAGCGCCCCUGGCAGGCCGACCUCCGACACGCGCGGUACGCCGCCGCGCUGGACCGUGUCGUCGACCGUACCGCCCCCGACUACGCGCCGCUCAGCGCUCUUUCCCUGCUACUUGCCCUGCGGCACCGCGGCUCCGUCCGUGACGCCCUCGAGCGCCGCGACGAGCAGGCCGUCCUGCCCAUCCUGAAAUGGGUCUGCGCGCACGUCUGCGAUCCGAGAUACGUCAGCGUCUGCGUCGAGGUCGGCAUGCACCUGCUCGACAUGUAUGCCGAGUACGCCGACGCCUCGGCGGAGCUGGCCGACGGGUUCAAGACGCUGCAUCGGCGCGUCCGCGCAGAGGUGGACCGUGCGCAGGUAGCGAGCCAGACGGGCGGCAUGCUGGAUAGCUUGAUUUUGGGAUGCGUCUGA
Molecule: messenger RNA, 1620 nt
Organism: Beauveria bassiana ARSEF 2860
Lineage: Eukaryota; Fungi; Ascomycota; Sordariomycetes; Hypocreales; Cordycipitaceae
Product: WD domain-containing protein
Exons: 1
Coding region: 1-1620 (539 amino acids)
Biological process (GO): rRNA processing; positive regulation of transcription by RNA polymerase I
Cellular component (GO): nucleolus
Molecular function (GO): protein binding
Source: RefSeq, a predicted model, not a curated record